This is a messenger RNA of Meleagris gallopavo (turkey), 884 nucleotides long. Lineage: Eukaryota; Metazoa; Chordata; Aves; Galliformes; Phasianidae. The record is from RefSeq and is a predicted model, not a curated record.
AUUGUUGCUGUUGCGGCUUUUGCGCAUGCGCGGAGCGCGGUUUGAAUCCUGCGCAUGCGCAGUGUCGUUCCCCCCGAGUGACUCCCAAACGGGCUCGGUUGGCGACCUCAUUUUGGCCCCUUCCAUCUCAUAAUGGCAUUCGGGGAGCUGGAGGAUUUGUGCUGCCACAUCAACGCCAAGAUCGGCUGCGUGAAGAAGCUGCUCCAAUUGCGGGCUAUCGGGCGAGAGCCAUCAUUGAAGGAGGUGCUGAGGAAUGUAGGGCAGGAGAUGGCGGAGCUGCACGGUUUGCUGGAUCGAAUGGAAGGAGAGCUCAAUCAGCAGCGGCAAUUAGCGGCCGUGCUCCAGGAGAUGAGGAGACACGUGGAAAAGGAGAGGAUGGAAGCGGAGCUCUUGCUUAGCAACAUCCCGACAGAGCUGAGCUGUGGCCCGAAAAAGGAGCCUCAGCUCAUUAAGAAGCCAAUUAAGGAGGCCAAGGUCGUUAAGGAGGUGGUGCUAAUUACCCUGGAGGAGUUGGAGAACGUUCCAGGGUAAGGAAGCCAUGAUUGCAGUUGAUUUUGUCCCUUUCGAUUCGGUGCCCACCAUUGCUUUUCCUUCUCCUGGCUCAGGGCUAAUUAAUGUCUUAAUUAAUUGCAUUUAUGAGGAUGAGAGGGGUAGUGUUAAUUAGCUAGUUCCGUUUCUUGCUCUGUUUCCUGCUCUAUUUCCCCUCUGCUUCCAUUUUCUGCUCUAUUUCCUGGUCCAUUUCUCCUCUAUUUCUAUUUUUUGGGUCUGUUUCCUCUUCUAUUUCCUCCUUAUUUCUCCAUAUAGGAUUCUAUUUCCUCCCUAUUUCACCUUAUAGGAUUCCACUUCCUCCCUAUUUCCCUUUAUAGGGUCCUAUUUCCUCUCUA